Molecule: messenger RNA, 1482 nt
Organism: Lodderomyces theae
Lineage: Eukaryota; Fungi; Ascomycota; Pichiomycetes; Serinales; Debaryomycetaceae
Exons: 1
Coding region: 1-1482 (493 amino acids)
Biological process (GO): regulation of exit from mitosis; maintenance of rDNA
Source: RefSeq, a predicted model, not a curated record
AUGUCCUCGAAGAGAUUAAUUCGAAAAGAAUCAUUGGUAUCCAAAGUACAAUCAUUCCCCUUUGAUUUUUACCUUUACUUGAACGAAUUGAGAUUAUCAAUCGAUUGGGAUGAAUACGCAACAUCAGUUGGAUUGCCCACGGGUAUUGGCCUCUGCUCAUUGUCACUAAUCAUUCAAUCAAUUCUAUCAUACUACAACUCCAUAAACAAGAGGUCCAAGAAUGUACUUUUCGACUCUAAUUACUACCAAUACGAAAAUCUCAAAUCAGUGGUUAGUUCUAAGCGACAAUUGCAUGAUUAUGAAAUAAAUACCACAACUACUAACACCGUAGUGUGGCUCUUCAAUGCGAUUCAGAGUAUCGUAAUAUUUUUGUCGAUUUUGAACACGAUUUUGAUAUUUGCUAGCACAAGAGAUUAUCAGCUUUUGUAUCACAAGACGAAGCCCAAGUACAAAUCAGCAGUACACCCAGCUGAUCGGGAGUCAUAUUUCUACUGGCUAUUGUAUCACGUCGUGGUUUUCUUUUCAAAGGAUGAUGAAGCAGAGGACGAAGAUGACGAUGCGAUGGAUACCACUGCCAAUAUAGAAGAUGGAGAAUCUUGGCAAUUACGAACAUGGCAACCCUCAAAAUUUUCCUUGUACUUCUUUGUUGGUCUAAAUCCCAUUAACAACAUUAUAAUUGCCAAUUUCACACAACAAUCUUCAUCAUUGAGUAUAAUUGUUUUGUUGCUGCUUGUUUCAUAUUUCAACUACAAGUUGAUUGAUUGCUUUUUGAGCUUGGUUCAAGAUAAGCAAAUAAUAUAUCAAGAGACGUUCAAGGAGUUUAAUGACAAAUUUGUCAAACCAAAAACUAAUGUUUUGAAAAAGGAUGCAAUGGUGGAUGCUACUUUAGGCCCUUUGUACUCAUCGGUACUAGUUAACCACGAGCCGUACACUUUCACGAAACUGAAGGUGUUCACCACGCAUGAUCCAAAAGGGAAAGAGGUGAAAGAAUUUAUUGACAGCGGGAGUGAUGAAACUGUACACCCAAAUGAUUUCGAUAGAUCUGAAUACAGAUCCCAAAGCCGCAAUUUAAGUCGCUUCUCCAGUCGUCGAUCGAGUAUAUACGACCGCACGGAAAUGCAAACAAUACCACCAUUUGCUUUCCGUAGAGGACAGGAUUACGCUUCUUCGACUCCUUAUGACGGACUACAGCAAUCCUCAUUCAGUCGCAUGCAGAGCCCCAGUCCAUCACGUUACUCAAACAGUGUCAAUUACAAUAGGUCUCCUAAUUCAGCUAGAAAUGCAAUCAGUCAACGAUUGAGUCCUCAAAAACUAUCACCUGGUAAACCGGAUUUGGCACAUCCCAGAAGAGAUAGUAUCGGACACUCCAGUAUACAUAGUUCGCCUUCAUUUCACCGAUCUCCAUCACCACAGAGAAGUUCAAUUUUUUACCGCAGUCCAUCGCCUACUCGUCAUAACGAUAGGAAGCCCGGCUGGAGGUAG